GAAGACCGCGUCUCAUGCUCGAACAACCCCUUUUGCAAUUUGAGCUCGAUGGAUCCCAGAGGAAAAACAAUUCCACUAUUGACGGAAGAACCUGCUCAUUCAGAACCCCCAGAUUAUGUUCAGGUCGUUAUCUGAUGCAGCUGGUUCCCAUGGGAACGCUGCUCUAGCAGCGGUUAGAGUCAUUUUUUUUCGGUGUGUUUUUCAGAGACUUUUCAUAGAAAACCAGAGAAGCUGUUCGUCUCAAAGUUGAUUACUUUUCGGAAUACUGCUCUUCCAUCCAUGCACGAUGUGACGGGAGAUGUUUCACCAGCUUCCUGGACCCCAAACCCAGAGACAGGUGCAGUUUCAGUCUAACCGUUGGUGCUGGGAGGAUCUGAUUGGGCAGACAGUGAGAUAAAGAUGGGCGUGGGUUGCAGCUGUUGACUGUGGGUGUAAAUUAAGUGGAUGGGGCUGAGAAGAUGUGAGGAAAUCUGCGUACUGAAGGUGUUCCAGCAAACAGAACUCAGAGGGAAACCGCCGCACACAUCAUGUGGAAGACUCAGGCAGGUUUCUAACAGGAGAAGGGAACUUUUCUCCCCUUCACCGCAGAGUUCAGAAUUGCACUACAAUGUCUGCGCUGGCUUCUCUGCAGUAAGCACACUAAGGUUAUGCUGCCCAAAAGCUGUCUGAGUCCCAGCGAGCAAGAGAAAGGCUAAAGCCGCACCAGUCAGAUCAGCUCCGCCUCCCUGGACCUCCACUGCGGAGCCAUGAGCAACCCCAGCAGACCCGCGAGCGCCGCUGCGUCCUCCGUUCAGAGCACAGAGGCCCCGCCCCCCUCGUCUCUACACAGAACUUCACACCCAGAAGAGGAAGACGAUGGUGACCUGAACAAGGCUUUGGGCGUCCACCGCUUCCAGCAGAUCCUGCAUCCUGCCGCCGCCGUGCCCGAUGAGCAGCACCACAACUACCACGAGGAGGACAUCCACUACCACCGCCACUCCUCCCGCCACACCCACCGGCCUCUGUCCAAGCUACCCUCAGAGUCACGGCGGAAGAAGAGCAGCAAGAAGAGGAGGAAGGAGAAAGACCACAAGAGCAGCCAGGUACCGUCCAACGCUGCCAUAGAGGAAGGAGAAGAUGAGGAGGAAGAGGAGGAGGAGUCUAUGGAGGUGCCCUCUGCUCAGUCGGAAUCAGAAAAAGUUAAUGUGGAGUUCUUUCUGUCGGAUGACGACCAAGCGCCCAGACAGGACAAAGAGAGCGUGCAGUCCGGCUCGGUACCGCCGUCUGCAGCAGAUUCUGAAGAUGCCUCGUCCUUCAGUAAACCGGCCUCACCCAUCCUGUCCAGCUCUCCCACUCAACCAACGCCGCUCGACCACGCACCACUAGCCCGGGUUUCCUCAGCCAGCCGCAGCUACGACCUGCAGGAGCGCCGCCGCACCGGCAACAUGACGGGCACCGAGCAGGCCAAGUACCAGCGCAUUCCCACGGACGAGAGCGAGGCCCAGACGCUGGCGUCCGCUCAUCUGGACGGCAUCAAGAGUCAUCGAUUUGAAGAUGUACCCGGAGUGCGCAGACACCUGGUCAGAAAGAGCGCCAAGGGACAAGUGGUGCACAUCGGGAAAGAUCACAAGGAGCCCACCACACGCAGCCGGAAGCAGGACCGAACCCCACACGAGGUGUUUGUGGAGCUGAAUGAGCUCACUAUGGACAAGAACCAGGAGAUGCAGUGGAAGGAGACGGCCCGCUGGAUCAAGUUUGAGGAGGACGUGGAGGAGGAAACGGACCGCUGGGGGAAGCCUCACGUGGCUUCGCUGUCUUUCCGCAGUUUGCUGGAGCUCAGAAAGACCAUCUCGCACGGGGCGGUGCUGCUGGACCUGGACCAGAAGACCCUGCCUGGGAUCGCCCACCAGGUGGUGGAGCAGAUGAUCAUUUCUGACCAGAUCAAAGCUGAGGACCGAGCCAACGUCCUGAGAGCCCUGCUGCUGAAACACAGUCACCCGAGCGAUGAGAAGGAGCACACUAGCCAUUUCCCCAGGAAUAUCUCCUCCGUCAGCCUCACCAGCCUGCUAACGCACCACCACAGCUCCAACCACAUCCACCAGCAGGAGCCGUCGGUGACCGAUCCCCUCAUGGGGAACCUCAACUCCACGGGGGACUCGGACACUCGCAUCGACGUGGACAAGAACGACCUACAAAAGGAGUCGUCGUUUGUGUCUGGCAUGCACAGGUCUAAAUCCAAACAUGAGCUGAAGCUGCUGGAGAAGAUCCCAGAGAACGCCGAGGCCACGGUGGUCCUCGUGGGCUGUGUUGACUUCCUGGAGCAGCCCACCAUGGCGUUUGUGAGGCUGCAGGAAGCGGUGGAGCUGGAAUCCGUCUUGGAGGUGCCGGUUCCAGUGAGGUUCCUGUUUGUUCUGCUGGGGCCUCCAACCACCAGCAUGGACUACCACCAGAUCGGACGCUCCAUCUCCACCCUGAUGUCAGACAAACAAUUUCACGAGGCAGCUUACCUGGCAGACGGCAGACAGGACCUCCUGAACGCCAUCAACAGCUUCUUGGACUGCAGCAUCGUCCUGCCCCCUUCGGAGAUGGGAGACGACGAGCUCCUGCGCUCCGUCGCCCGCUUCCAGAGGGAGAUGCUGCGCAAGAGGGAGGAGCAGGUGAUCAAUCUGAUGGCCAAAGAGUCCAAGAGCCUCGAGGACAAAGAGGCCCUCCUCGCACCUUCAGAGAAAUCAAGCGACCCCCUCAAGCGUACCGGGCGCCCCUUUGGCGGGCUGAUUCGAGACGUGCGGCGGCGUUACCCCAAAUACAUCAGCGACUUCAAGGACGGCCUGAACAGCCAGUGCAUUCCCGCCGUGAUCUUCAUCUACUUCGCCGCUCUGUCUCCCGCCAUCACGUUCGGAGGUCUUCUUGGAGAAAAGACGGAUGGUCUGAUCGGCGUCUCCGAGCUCAUCGUGUCCACGGCCGUGCAGGGCGUCUUCUUCUGCCUCCUCGGAGCUCAACCUCUGCUGGUCGUGGGGUUCUCCGGACCGCUGAUGGUUUUUGAAGAAGCCUUUUAUAAUUUCUGCAAAGGAAACAACAUCGAGUACCUGACGGGCCGCACCUGGAUCGGCUUUUGGCUCAUAAUCAUCGUGGUCAUCAUCGUGGCCUUCGAGGGCAGCUUUCUCGUGCGCUUCGUCUCUCGCUUCACCCAGGAAAUCUUCUCCUUCCUCAUCUCGCUCAUCUUCAUCUACGAGACCUUCUUCAAGCUCGCCAUGAUUUUCCGGGAUCACCCGCUGAAGCGCUGCUCCCUCAGCAACAGCAGCGAUGAAAUCUCCCCCGCCGAAAAUGGGUCUUUGUUGCUAAGCAACGGCACCCAGGACAGAAAAGUAUUGGUCAGCGGGGAGCCCAACACCGCUCUGCUGUCACUGGUUCUCAUGGCCGGGACGUUCUUCAUCGCCUUCUACCUGCGGAAGUUCAAGAACAGCGCCUUCUUCCCUGGAAGGCUCCGCAGAGUUAUCGGAGACUUUGGAGUACCGAUUGCCAUCCUCAUCAUGGUUCUGGUAGAUUACAGCGUAGAGGACACCUACACCCAGAAACUGAGCGUUCCCAAAGGAUUCUCCGUGACGAGUCCCGACAAACGCGGCUGGAUCAUCAACCCUCUGGGCUCCAACGGCCAGUUCCCCAUCUGGAUGAUGUUCGCCUGCUGCCUGCCGGCUCUGCUGGUGUUCAUCCUCAUCUUCAUGGAGACUCAGAUCACAACGCUCAUCGUCAGUAAAAAGGAGCGCAUGCUGGUCAAAGGGUCCGGCUUCCAUCUGGACCUGCUCCUGAUCGUGGCUCUGGGCGGCACCGCGGCGUUGUUCGGCCUGCCGUGGAUGGCCGGCGCCACCGUCCGCUCAGUGACCCACGUGAACGCCCUCACCGUCAUGAGUAAAGCCGUCGCCCCCGGAGACAAGCCCCGCAUCCAGGAGGUGAAGGAGCAGAGGGUGACGGGGCUGCUGGUCGCCGUGAUGGUUGGCAUGUCCAUCGUGAUCGGAGACCUUCUGCGUCAGAUCCCGCUGGCUGUGCUGUUCGGCAUCUUCCUCUACAUGGGUGUGAUGUCCCUCAACGGCAUCCAGCUGACGGAGCGGAUGAUGCUGCUCCUCAUGCCGCCAAAGUACCACCCGGACCACACCUACGUCCGCAAGGUUCGCACUCUGCGCAUGCACCUCUUCACCUGCAUCCAGCUGGUGUGUCUGGCGUCUCUGUGGGCGGUCAAGUCCACUCAAGCCUCGCUGGCGUUCCCCUUCAUCCUCAUCCUCACCAUUCCUGUCAAGAUGUUCCUGCUGCCGCGCAUCUUCAGCGCCAGAGAGAUGGCAUGCCUGGAUUCUGAAGAUGCAGAGCCGAAGCUCGACGAGCGCGAGUGUCUGGAUGAAUACUCAGAGAUGCAGAUGCCCGUGUAGCUCGCCGCAGCCUCAGCCAACCCUCCCAAAAAAGGGUUGGCGACAGUAGUUUGACGGCGAUAUUGAACCACUGGAGGCCUGGUCAGAUAUUUCACUCUUAAAGUAGCUUUUCUUGCUGGUUCACAGCAACGUGUGGCUUUAAAAGAUGAAGUGAGGAGAGCAGCACGGUUUCACUCACGACGAAUGUCUAUUUCAGGGUACAAGCGUUUCCGAAUCACAUGAUGCAAUCUCACAUUCGAAUGCUGGAACGGUGGAUAGAUUUGCAGAACUGACUGAGUUUUAGCCCUGAAAGUUGCUAUGAUUCACAUUGAAUAUGUGGAAGACCUAUAGGAUACAUUCCUUUAAAUUAAUGCUAAGUUAGUGCUUGUUAGGCUUUUUUUUGUUGCUUUUUUAAGCUCACCAAACGCCUUAUGAAGGAAACAAAUCUAUAUGCAGAGUUUUUUUUUGACAUCCUGUCUUUUUGUAGACAGCUGAUCACUUUAAACGCUAAGCUUGUAGCACUUUUAAAAAAAUACCAAAUCAGAUCAAUGACUGUAUGAUAUGUAAUUGUUUUUAGCUGCUUUGUAAACCUCUCUAAAUGUUUUUUGGCAUCUUAAAUGAUUUUUUUUGCCUUGUCUGUGCUUAGUUCAGAUGCAGCAUUUUAAAUAACUGCAGUGACGUGAGAUCACCAGCAGAGGGAUCCAGAAAUCAGUUUUAUUUUUACACCAGGGCCAUUAAAAUCAAUCUUCGUCACAUAACAGUUUUUUUUAUUUUUGUAGGAAAUGACACAUAAAUAUAUAUAUAUUCUAAAUGCACAAAAAAGUUUAGGUGCCGGUUAUGUGACGUCUCCUCGUUGUGGUUGUUUUUGGGAAAUACUGUGGUCUGUCGGUUGUGUUGUCUGUGCCAAAUUUUAUGUACAUGUAUGUAAGAGGUCAGAACAAGAACCCGGGUAUUCCUCCUUUUUCCUGCUGCUUUCAAAGAAGCCUCAGACACACUUUAUGGUAGAACCGGUUUAUAAAAUGAUUGCAAAUUUUGUGGUACAAGCAACAAAUUUGGCAUGAGUGUAGCUGACGGACAUCUCUUUUAGAAAUAGCAUGUUGGCCAUGAUAAAACUGUUGGUACCACUCAAGUUAAUACUGCAUUUUAUCCAUUAACAGCUGAUAUUGUUGAGACUAAGGCAAAUACAAAUCAAACAUUUCUGUAACAAUUGAGUGUAUGGCUGUCAUCUUUAAAAAUGGCCACCAUCUUAAAAAAAUCACUGCAAUCUUUAAAAAUGGCUGCCGUCUUAAAUAUUGGCCGCCUUCUUUUUGAAAAAUGGCUACCAUCUUUUUUAAAAUUGCUACCACCUUUAAUCCUUGUGCUGUCUUAUGGGGGCCAGGUGACCCCACUUUUAAUGUAAACAUGCCUAGGAUAUCACAAGGGUUACAAAUGGCUGCCAUCAUUAGAAAUUGCCACAAUAUUUAAAAAUGGCCGGCAUCUUUAAUUUUAAAAAAAGGGCCACAAUCUUUUAAAAAGGCUGCUGUCUUUAAAAAUGGCCACUAUCUUGAAAAAAUGGCUGCCCUCUUUAAUUUUUUUUUUAAAUGGCCGCAAUCUUUUAAAACUGCUGGUGUUUUUAAAAUUAUCCACCAUCUUUAAAAAUGGCUGCCAGCUUUAAAAUUACCACAAUCUUAAAUAAAUGGCAGCCAUCUUUAAUUAAAAAAAAAUUGCCUCAAUCUUUAAAAAUGGCUGCCAUUUUUAAAUAGGUUGCCAUUUUGAAUUAUUUUCACGGAAGCUAUGUCACUACCCAAUUUUUGGUAGCUACCCUAUCAAUAUGCAACAUGCACGAAUUGAGUCUGCUUCUGCUCGAACCAUUUUAUGACCUACCCAAUCUGUAAUGCGUAUAUAUAAAUGCUUUCUUCUUCUUCUGCUUCGUUUAAUGGCAGUUUGCUCCUUAGUACAGGAGUAAACUACCAUUUACCGACGCAUUAUUAACUUAUUAACAGACAAAUUAUUCAUGCUACGCAUGGGAUAUGCUACGCACAUGUCAAGUACAGGAUAAACAGGCAUUCUGAAAUGCUAUUUUAAGCGUACGGUGUCCAUACACUGACUACCGGAGGCUUUUGUAUGAACUCACAGUGGGAAGUAUGCAAAAUUCGAAGCGUUCCAAAUCUCGCAAGUCUUGCACUCGGCUUCUUCGUACGAACGACUUGGUUUCAUAUAAUUUCUUUUGGACAAAAACUGCAAUAAUUCUACGUCAUCACCAAAUCUGAGUCCCUGAUUGGUCAACAAUGGUCAAAGUUUAAUCUCAAACGGAGAGAAGAAUCGCUCCAAGUCAAUUUGUCUUUAUGAAAUCCCGCAUCAUUGAGAUUUUCAUGGUCUCUAGUUGUCUUUACUUGUCAGACACAAGAUACCGAUACAAAUUGGGUAGCAACAGAUGCUUUUAAGAAAGAUGGGAUCCUGAGUUUCAUCCUUGCCAAGUUUAGUGCUUGUACCACAAAAUGUGCGAUUUUUCUGAAACAUCGAACUGGCUCUGCUUUUGUCGGUACCGCCUUCCGUAUUUUGUUGCCGUAGAUUUCACAGAGGAAAAGCUUCUCAAAGUGUUUUUUUAAGUUCCAUUUCUCCACUUGUUACGUUGCCCCAGUGUGACGUUGAAAUACUUCUCUGUACUGUUACUCGCGUGUUUGUCGGACUCUAAGUUGUGAUCCCGUUCGGUGUCAAAGUUACACAAACUGAAGUGCCUGUUGGACCAUGAUCAGCUGUGCUUAUGUUACAGUCUUUAGCACUUUUGCCACAUCAAUCAAGCCUCUGUAAUAAUCAGAUAAACGUGAGGCAGUUGUGUUUGUGAGAUCUGUGCCCAUGGACCUUUGAAAUGACAUUCAUGCUGAUAUUUAGGUUCAUUUUGAAGCAAUACAACGUACAGCGAGCUGUUGUCGAUGUUUUCCUGUAUAUUUGUUCAAAUGACAGAUAAACAUAUUUUCUAUUUAUUCUGUA
Molecule: messenger RNA, 7346 nt
Organism: Oryzias melastigma (Indian medaka)
Lineage: Eukaryota; Metazoa; Chordata; Actinopteri; Beloniformes; Adrianichthyidae
Gene: slc4a2b
Product: solute carrier family 4 member 2b
Exons: 24
Coding region: 747-4397 (1216 amino acids)
Biological process (GO): monoatomic anion transport; bicarbonate transport; regulation of intracellular pH
Cellular component (GO): apical plasma membrane; plasma membrane; basolateral plasma membrane
Molecular function (GO): monoatomic anion transmembrane transporter activity; solute:inorganic anion antiporter activity
Source: RefSeq, a predicted model, not a curated record